UUACUGCUUUCAGAUCCCUGCUAAACCAUCCCGACGGGCUGAUAUUACCGCGAUGGAAGUUAGUGACGCUCACCCACAACGUGAUCGAUACGGAGUAUGCGCAGUACUGUCACUAUACCAAGAGGUGUAUCUGCAUCGUCUAGAAACAGGGAAGUGUAACAAAGACUAGAUUAUCUCGCCGUUAGAGAUUCUUACUCUCUUAUGACUGGAUCAAAUCUCGAAAAACACAAGGAUGUUUUUCAGAAUCACUGUGAUGACGAAGAGAACUUGGUCCAGAAACAGUAAAGGCAUUUUGUCUUUGAAAUGUAGUUUAACGCUGGAAGGAUUUCUUGGGACCUGGUUCCGUUUUCCACAAAUAACUAGCUCCAACGAAAUAUCGUGGGAACAUUAAGGCCACCGCUUUAACACUCUUUUUCAGUAUGACUCUCCGCAGAAGGUUUCGACUAGCGAAAAUGGUUGGAACUAGGAGAAUAAGCAAACGGCAACACACGUCAUUUUACUUUGUAUUGACAUUCCUCUUAUUAUUCAUAUGUAUCCUCUUUAUUGAAGUUUUUUUUGUGGAAGAAAAUAAUCCCAUGGAAUUUAGUAUUUUUGAAAGAUUAGGGUGGAAGAAAGACACGAAUAAAGAGAUAGUGCUACCCCCUCACGUGGCGAGAGAACUAGCACGUGUCAUAACAGACGCUGUUCAGGAAGAUUUGGACGUUAUUGUCAAUCUGUACUACGAUGCUGUAGUGGAUGAAACAGGGGCGCUUGGGAAUAAAAAUGUUGACCAUUGGCAACCGGUUAGAGGAACAAAAGAUAAAUUUCUCGUUUUUUCAGCUUAUUAUGACGAUCGAAGAGUGCAACUGAUUCGGGUGAUCGCAGCUGCACGGACGCGAAAUGCAGACAAAGUAAUGUGUAAAUUUUGGUUUGCUGAUGGGUAUUCUUCGACUACUGUUCCCGCGUUUAACAAAUUAAUACAAGAAAACUGGAACUUGAAAUAUAGCGCUUAUUUUGUACUGUGUCCAUUAAGUAAGGCUCUUCCCUCGGUGCCGGAAAGGGUGUCCAUAAUUACUUCAGAAAACGCUGAAAUUACGAACUGGUUGGUUGUACAUAACAAUAAACAAAACGUCACUUCACCUCAUGGAAUAGCAGUGUGUGUAAAGCCCGUGCAUUAUGAUUACAACAAACUAUUGAGCUUUAUCGAAUUUAUAGAAUUAAACAAGAUUUUUGGAGUCGAACAUUUUAUUUUGUACAAUGAUACGAUUGGCCGUGACGUUGCGUGUGUUAUGCGACAAUAUAUGGCAAACGGAAUUAUGAGCGUUCUUCCUUGGAAACUAGACAUGGUUUCCCAGAAAGAGAUCCGGACAGAGGGCUUGUUCGCUGCCCUAAACGACUGUUUGUACAGAACGAUGUAUAGGUUUCGGUUUGUCUUAAUGAUUGAUUUCGAUGAAUUCAUUGUUCCCCACAAGAGCGAUUCACUUACCGAAAUGCUGGAAGUCGUCGCUAAAAACAAACCUCUGAAAACAGGUGCUUAUUCAUUUCAGAAUUCCUUCUUUUAUCUCCAGUGGCCGUCAGACGCUAAGUCUCGGAGUUUACCUCUUCGUUUGAUAACGCUGGAGAAAACUGUGAGGAAAUUAAAGUUUCAUCCCCACAAACAGCGCUCCAAGUGCAUCGUGCUUCCAGAACGCGUGGUGGAAAUGGGCAACCAUUUUGUCUGGGAGUUUCUUCCGGGUCGUGCCAUGGCGAACGUCCAUUCAGACAUUGGGUUUCUGCAUCACUACCGAAUCUGUGAGUUUGGUGGAAACGACUGUAUCAACACGACCUCCAGGGUGGACCGCAGAAUUUAUCGUUGGAAGGACCAACUGGUCCAGGCGGUUCAGACACGCCUGAAGGACUGGGAGUUCAUCUGUAAUUUCUUUGCCGUUUCGGCAGACAAAAAGACCAGUCUUCUUCUCUGACAAGCUUUGCUGCAGUCUUGAACACUCACUGCCUUACGUUUUGCCCACUGUUCUAAACCUAUACUCGACAAGGCUUUAGAAUUAACAAUAAGCAAAUAAAUAAAGCAACAACAUUAUUAACCCUAAAACUUUAAAAGUAAUACCUUAGAAACUGCAUUUGAGAUCCUGGCUACGAGGUUUUUAUUUCAGGAAUUCUUAUUGUCACUUGUUUUGAGUAAUAUACGUUUUUUUGUCUUGAAUAACACCAAAAUUUUAGUAUUGAGUAAUACCAAAAUA
Molecule: messenger RNA, 2216 nt
Organism: Limulus polyphemus (Atlantic horseshoe crab)
Lineage: Eukaryota; Metazoa; Arthropoda; Merostomata; Xiphosura; Limulidae
Product: beta-1,4-galactosyltransferase galt-1-like
Exons: 2
Coding region: 420-1940 (506 amino acids)
Source: RefSeq, a predicted model, not a curated record